UUGAUGGCAAAUCACGUCUCCAGACAACAGACUGUAAAAAAAAAUCAACAUGGCGGCUGCCAGUAGCACCAUCCGUGACAAACAGAUUGCUUCACUGAAGCGUAUGCUGAACCUGAAUGCACCGGUAACAAAGAGCAGCCUUAACGAACCAGUAUGGAAGAUACUGGUAUACGAUCGCUUUGGACAGGACAUUAUUUCUCCAAUUCUGUCCGUCAGAGAACUCAGAGAUAUGGGUGUCACUUUGCAUUUACUACUCCAUUCAGAUCGUGACCCCAUUCCUGAUGUUCCAGCUGUAUAUUUUGUUCUUCCAACCGAAGAGAAUGUUCAACGGAUAUGCAGGGAUUGUCAGAGCCAGUUGUAUGAAUCUUAUUAUCUGAAUUUCAUCUCGGCCAUCUCGAGGCAGCUUCUGGAAGACUUGGCCGGUGCUGCACUACAAGCUAACAAUGUAUCACAGAUAUCUAAAGUUUUUGAUCAGUACGUCAACUUCAUCUCUAUGGAAGAUUUCUUCUUCACAGUCAGACAUCAGAACAGAGAUGCCAUCUCAUACUACAGUAUGAAUAAUGCCUGUGUAAAGGACACAGAGAUGGAGGCCAUUAUGGAUACCAUUACAUCAAGUCUCUUCUCUGUUUGUGUCACUCUGGGCACUGUGCCGAUUAUCAGAUGUCCAAAGGGAAAUGCGGCCGAGAUGGUGGCUGAGAAACUUGACAAAAAACUUCGGGAGAACCUGCGAGAUUCUCGAAACAGCCUCUUCACAACGGACUCCAUGCAGUCAGGACAAUUCAGUUUCCAGCGACCGUUGUUAGUGAUUCUUGAUCGGAACUUGGAUCUAGCAACUCCACUUCAUCACACCUGGACCUACCAAGCUUUGGCACAUGAUGUACUGGAUCUGCAGCUGAACCGAGUCGUGAUCGAGGAGACCGUAGAUGUAGGUCACUCCACCACGGGGUCACGACCCAAGAAGAAAACCAAGUCAUACGACUUAUCAUGUCAAGAUAGAUUCUGGUCAUCGCAGAAAGGAAACCCCUUCCCAGAGGUAGCAGAGGCGGUACAGAGCGAAUUAGAAACUUACAGAGCAUCUGAAGAUGAAGUCAAGAAACUCAAAGCAGCCAUGGGCCUUGAAGGAGAAGAUGAGGGCGCUAUCAGUAUGUUAUCUGAUACUACAGCUAAACUCACUUCAGCUGUUAGUUCGUUACCAGAGCUACUUCAGAAGAAGAAAACCAUUGACAUGCAUACCAACGUGGCUACGGCACUCUUAGACCAAAUCAAGGCGCGUAAACUGGACGUCUACUUUGAGUUGGAAGAGAAACUGAUGAGUAAACAGUCUCUAGAUAAAUCCCUGAUGGAUGUUAUAACGGACCCGGAUGCAGGAUCACCAGAGGAUAAGAUGAGAUUGUUUGUCAUCUUCUUCAUCUGUACACCCACCAUGAGUGAUGCGGAGUUCGACCAAUAUUCAGUUGCCUUGGAGUCUGCAGGAUGUAAUUUAGCUCCGCUACGCUACGUCAAGAGAUGGAAACACUACACUAAGAUGACAACAGCACCUAGUCAGUACGGAGGAGGGGGCACCAAGACCAUCAGUAUGUUCUCCAAACUAAUGAGUACUGGCUCACAGUUUGUUAUGGAAGGAGUCAAAAACUUUGUUGUCAAGAAACACAAUUUACCAGCAACCAGAAUCGUGGACGCUUUGAUGGAAGUCAAAAGCAACCAGGAAACGGACGAUUAUCGCUACUUUGAUCCCAAACUGCUGAGAGUUACUGACAGUUCUGCCAUCCCUAGGAACAAGAUGCCAUUCCAAGACGCCAUUGUGUUUGUCGUUGGUGGCGGCAAUUACAUCGAAUACCAGAAUCUCAAUGACUAUGUCAAGAGUAAAUCCAGUACAGCUGGGUCCAGCAAGAGAAUUACGUACGGAUGCAGUGAAUUAUUCAAUGCUGACCAAUUCUUGAAACAGUUAACACAUCUUGGGGAGGAGAGCGUCUGAUGAUGAAUCCUACACAUGUACAGCAUUGACCCCUAAUCAACCUUUAUAAAAUUGCACAUUAUUAUCUAUCUGUUGUAAAGAGAGUAUUAAUUUAACUUGAGUGGCGGAGCUUUUGAAAAAUAUCUCAUCACUUCAAAGAAACUGAGUUUAGUUUUUCCUAAGACCCUGACCACCAUCUAUAAUUCACUAGACUAAUGCAGAUUGUUAAUUGCAUUGGGCUCCUUGCUGGUUAAGCAUUGAUGAAAGACAUUCUAAAGCCUGGUUCGUACUUCCUGCGAAUGCCUCGAGCGAAGCGAGUUUCUCUGCGUCACAAAGGGAAAUGGAGUGCGUACCGAUUGUUGCGUCACCCAAAUUCGCUUUGCAUUUGCUUUACUUGCAGGCAGUUGCUAGUAAAUGAGUGAUGGAAUCAACAAUACAAAUCUAUAGUGAAGGAGCUUUCUCAUCCCAAACUCCUUUUGCUUAUGUUUAAGCAAAUGGUUGGGCUCAAGUUAGCACAACUGUUAUUCUCAACUGAACUUCUAAAACUUUGUUAUGUUGGUAAAGGUUUUAUUAUUUUAUUUGAAAAGUAUAAAACAUUGGUCAUGUAGAUUAUGUAUAAAAGCCAAUUUACAUCGAGAUUCAAGAGUAGAGUAGAGUAAAAAAACUAUAAUAAACCUUAAAUUGCCAGUUACAGAGUGUACAUGUGACAUUGUAUUUUGACUGGUAGCUUUCUCUGGGACGCAAAGUUUUGUUGUCUACUUUUUUUGCUUAAGCAGCUCUACGGAAUUAGGCCCAACUCAUUUCCUCUUCUUCAGAAAACUUUAAAAUGCAGUGCAAAGUUUGACGUGCUUGCCAUUUCCUCUGUUUGCAGUAAAACAAAAUGCAUCUCUGCAAGUACUGUUUCUUGUAUCAUGUAAUGGGCCUAAUUUCAUAAAGCCUGCAAGCACAAAAACUUGCUAAGCACUGAAAAGUAUUGCUUUACAGAAACUGGUUUCAAGCCAAAAUUCUAUAACAAUUUACAUUGUUUCAUGAGCCCAGAUGAGAGCGGUUUUACAGCUGUGGUCAUCAAGAAUACAAAAUGGCUGCUGCUAUGUGUAUAGAUUCACUGUGUUCUAAUUGUAAAGGACAUUGGCUGAUGAUAAAUCUAGUUUCUGUACCAUGUUCAUACAUGGGCAGUUGUGACAAACUACGUUUUAAUAUGAUUGUACCUGUCCUAUGAAAAUAAUAAAUGUAUUGUAAAGACAUGAAUCAA
Asterias rubens (European starfish) is the source of this 3206-nucleotide messenger RNA. RefSeq names its product sec1 family domain-containing protein 1-like. Gene Ontology annotation, molecular function: syntaxin binding. NCBI's taxonomy places the organism in Eukaryota, Metazoa, Echinodermata, Asteroidea, Forcipulatida, Asteriidae. Gene Ontology annotation, biological process: intracellular protein transport; endoplasmic reticulum to Golgi vesicle-mediated transport. Gene Ontology annotation, cellular component: cytosol; Golgi membrane. The record is from RefSeq and is a predicted model, not a curated record. Bases 50 to 1975 code for a protein of 641 amino acids. The transcript is spliced from 20 exons.